This is a messenger RNA of Punica granatum (pomegranate), 1586 nucleotides long. Lineage: Eukaryota; Viridiplantae; Streptophyta; Magnoliopsida; Myrtales; Lythraceae. The record is from RefSeq and is a predicted model, not a curated record.
CGUGGCCCUUUGUACACAGACAGAGAAAAUCUCAUCCCCUCCGGCAGGAAACCCUAGCCUGCGCGCGCGCUCUCUCUCUCUCUCCCCUCCGUUUAGAAGCUCCAGUAGCUGCUCGGCUCGCCGGUUCCGUCCUCGUCGGUUUUUCGUUUUGAGCUCAUACUUCUUUCGAUGACAAGUGCUUGGACAAAUAUGAGCUUUGCAAUCAUACGUAGGCAUUUAGAGUGGGAGUGGGAGGAUCAUGGGUGAAGUAAUGGUUAUUGUUUUUAAAAAUUGGAGAUGUUGGUCACUCCGGAAGAUCUAUUCAUCUGCAAAAUUCAGGAGAGGAAAGGAGAUCAAAUUUUAUUUCAAAUUAAUUAUUGCUUUGGAGCAUCUUGGAGCAAACGAGCAAUGGAGCUUUUGGAGCAUGGCUCACCUCAGGAUUGCUCUCUUGCGAAUCGCCUGCUGAACAGUUUCUGGUAUCAAAAUGAGUGGUCGUUUUUCUCGGACAAUCUAUGUUGGCAACCUGCCAGCUGAUAUCCGCGAAGUGGAAAUUGAAGAACUAUUCUACAAGUAUGGUCGUAUAUUGGAUAUUGAGUUGAAGAUUCCACCUCGUCCUCCUUGUUAUUGCUUUGUGGAGUUUGAGAGUUCUCGGGAUGCUGAGGAUGCAAUUAGGGGUCGUGAUGGCUACAACUUUGAUGGCUGUCGCUUAAGGGUUGAGCUUGCACAUGGUGGAAGAGGACAGCCAUCUUCAAGUGAUCGUCGUGGCAGCUAUGGCGGCGGCGGCGGCGGCGGCGGCAGUGGACGGUUUGGAAUCUCUCGUCAUUCGGAGUUUCGAGUCGUAGUUCGUGGUCUGCCAUCCUCUGCUUCCUGGCAAGAUUUGAAGGAUCAUAUGCGAAAAGCGGGUGAUGUCUGUUUCGCUGAUGUUUCUCGUGAUAGUGAUGGGACUUUUGGUAUUGUUGACUAUACAAACUAUGAGGACAUGAAGUAUGCUAUUCGGAAGCUUGAUGACACCGAAUUCAGAAAUCCUUGGGCAAGAGCUUAUAUCCGGGUGAAAAGAUAUGAGGCAAGUCCAUCUAGAUCUCGCAGCAGAAGCCGCAGCAGAAGCAGAAGUGUCAGGAGGGAGCGGAGUAGAUCAUUGGGGCGAUCAACUUCCAAAUCACCAUCUCGAUCUAGGUCUAGGUCCGCAUCCCCAAUAAAAUCGCCAAGACCAAAGUCCGUGUCGAGGUCACCAUCUCCGCGUCUGCCGAUGUCUGUAAGGGAGUCGUUGGAUAUGUGUAGCUAGUGCUCAGCAAGGUCAGGCAGUGCGUGACGGGGGAGCGUGGGAAUCUCUUGGGGUCUCAAUGGAAGAGCUUUCCUGGGGCAGGCUGUGUUACCAAACUUGUUAAUGGUUUGCUGGUGGACCUUGUAAGAAGAAUUGGAUAUCUGUGAUGUGUUGCUCGCUAUUGGAUCUCCGGAUUAUGAGGAUAUUUAGACUCGUUUUGGUCACUUUGAAGGUGCUUGCGAUUGCAAACUGUUUUAGAUUGUAGUGGAUGAUGGAGAUUUGCACCAGACAUACUUUCUCACUGCUAGACUAUUUUCUGCAACACAGAGCCGUCUUAUUGUUCUUA